Molecule: messenger RNA, 1186 nt
Organism: Brachypodium distachyon (stiff brome)
Lineage: Eukaryota; Viridiplantae; Streptophyta; Magnoliopsida; Poales; Poaceae
Exons: 9
Coding region: 52-969 (305 amino acids)
Source: RefSeq, a predicted model, not a curated record
AAAAUAGAGAAAAAAAAGCAGCGAAAAAGAAAGAACAGAGCCGUUUCCUAAAUGGCCACCGCCGUCCUCCACCGCCCGCUGCUCGCUUCGCAUCUCCCCGCUGGCACCGGCGCCGGCGCCGCUUCAUCCUGCAGCUGCCCGCUUCCCUCUCGCUUCCAUCUCCAGCGGCGUCGCUCUCCGGCUCCCGUACUCGCCGUCUCCUCCGACUCCUCCAAGCCCCUCGCGUCCUCGUCCCCCACCGGCGGCGGCCGCGACUCCGACGAGGAGCCCGUCUUGCCCCUUCUACAGGAAAUCUCUGAUUGCUUGGUUCUCCCGCCCAAAUUCUUGUCACUGCUGCCCCGCGACCUUCGCCUCGACCUCAAUGAUGCGGCGUUUGAUCUCUCCAAUGGGACUGUUCUCGAUGAGUGUGGCCAAGAGGCUGGUGAUCUUUUGCUGAAUCUGGCAAAAGCAUGGGAGAUGGCUGACACAUCGGCAUCAAAUAGCCUUGCCAAACAGCUGCCGUCAAUGGAGCCAUACUUGACUGGCAGUGCCAAAUCAGCGUUUGGCAAGCGGCUGGUGUCAGCUGGAAGGAAGUUUCAGACUAUGGGGCAGUAUGGUAAUGGAGAGUUCAAGAAGAUUGCUGAAACAAUGAUCAAGAAUGGUAAGGUUCUAUCUAAACGCCCAGUGAUUCAAUCUGAAGUACAGGCCAUGAAAGAAAAGAGAAAGUUAAAGUUUGGAGAACUUGAAUUCGAGAUGACAACCCAGAAGGCGUAUAUUGGUGCUGCAGUUGGACUGGUUUUCGGAUUUUUCUCCUGGCAACUAUCCCAAGGCGUGCAAAGCAGUCCAGACGACAGCCCAUUGCAGCUGGCCAAGUCACUCAAGGUCGCGCUGCUUGUUCUCGGCUACACUUCUACCGCGCUAUCCGUGUCCGCUGCGGUGGGGCUUGUGAUACUAGCCCAGCGGAUAAACCCUGAGAACAAAUCAGACUAACUGCUCGGAAACUGUAGACUUCGUGACAUCUUAUCCUUGAAGAUUGUAAUGCUAUCUUUAGUUACAUAAAAAUUCCUCUUGCUCAUUAAAGAAUAAAGACAAUGCUGAAUUGCUGGUAGCUAUUCUGGCAUUUGAUGUGAGUGGUUGUACUACUGAAAUCGUAUGGAGCGGUUGUACAAAAAAUAUAAAAAAUAAAGUGUUGUUUGUCUGUCAGAAA